This is a messenger RNA of Necator americanus (New World hookworm), 387 nucleotides long. RefSeq lists its product as uncharacterized. The record is from RefSeq and is a predicted model, not a curated record. The transcript has a single exon. NCBI's taxonomy places the organism in Eukaryota, Metazoa, Nematoda, Chromadorea, Rhabditida, Ancylostomatidae. The coding region runs from base 1 to 387 and encodes 128 amino acids.
AUGGGCAGUAUUGACGAGGAAUAUGACCGGCUCGUUGAACAUCUUGACUGUACGAGGAGGGUUGAUAGCUUUAAAACCACCAAGAGGCGCCUGUCUCUUAAAACUCUUAAGCUGAUACGUCAGCGUGGAGCAGCACGAGCCGCAGGGAACCAAAAACUCACGUCUGAGCUCGCAAGGCUUUGCAGAGAGGUGUUAAACCAAGACCUUAAAGAGAGAAGAGCAGAAGUGCUGGCUGAGGCUGCAGAGGCGGGGAAAAGCAUCCGCUAUGUCCGUCGAGACUUUGCCAGUCGUAUGACGAAGAUGACUUCUCUCCGGAACCCGAAGGGUACAACCACUGUAUCGAGAAGGGAAAUGGAGGAAACGACUCAUCUACAACUUCUAUCCUGA